Messenger RNA from Panicum virgatum (switchgrass), 2704 nucleotides. RefSeq names its product RNA-binding protein 24-B-like. The transcript has 6 exons. Bases 392 to 1402 code for a protein of 336 amino acids. Gene Ontology annotation, molecular function: RNA binding. The record is from RefSeq and is a predicted model, not a curated record. NCBI's taxonomy places the organism in Eukaryota, Viridiplantae, Streptophyta, Magnoliopsida, Poales, Poaceae.
UUCUCUCCUCUUUCUUUCUCCUUUGUCCGCAGCCAACUUUAGCUUUUCUCUUCCUCCUCUCCUCUUCCUCCCUCCCUCUCUCUGCAAGCUAGACAUAUCUGGCCGCAGCUGCGGGCUAGUUAGGGUUGGUGCUUGGAGAGAGGUACCCUUUCCUCCCUUGCAUAUCAAGCCUUGAGAUCACCCCUCACCUUUUUUGAUCCCCUAAACACAAAGUUAGUAGUCCUUGGUUGGUGGGGUACUAGAGCAAGGCAGAUCAAGGAGGAGGGGUGCAGAAAGAAAGAGGGAUCAGCUCUAGCUAGAGGAGGAAGGAGAGGCACUUGUUAGCUGCUUGACUGUAGCUAGAUUUAUACACCUCCAUACAUAGCGAGCGAGGGCCGAGGAUCUUGUACAGAUGUCUCAGGCGAUGUCGGGUGGCACCGGCGGCGGCGGCGCAGGGCAGUUCGGGGACACGACGUUCACCAAGGUGUUCGUGGGGGGCCUUGCCUGGGAGACGCACAAGGAGGGCAUGCGGGCCUACUUCGAGCAGUUCGGCGAUAUCCUUGAGGCGGUCGUCAUCACUGACAAGAACACCGGUAGAUCCAAGGGAUACGGAUUUGUAACUUUCCGCGAGCCGGAGGCAGCACUGAGAGCUUGCAUCGAUCAGUACCCGGUAAUCGAUGGAAGGAGGGCCAACUGCAACCUUGCCUAUCUCGGGGUCAACAAGUCCAAGACUGCACCGGUGCCGCCAUAUCUGCAGCCAUAUGUUUGUUCCUUUCAUGGAUACGGCGAUGAUACGGCAGCUCAUGUUUACGGGGGAGGCAGCAUGCGGGCAGUGAAGUCCAUCCAGACAGCUGGUGCUGGUGGUGCCAGCUUGAUGAGCUUCGUGCCGGCCGAUCAUGGCAUCCAGCAAGGGAUUCCUACCACCUACAAUCCUUAUGCCGGGUAUUCCCCAUAUUUCUCGGACUACGGCUAUCCGCUGCAGAGCUACUACCAAGCCUACGGUGGGCUGCAGGGAGCCCAACAACAGUACGCUGCUGUCUUCGGCGGUGGCGCAACUGCGGCAGGGCUGACAAUGGCGACGGCGCCCAACUCCUCCGGCGGGCUCUACCCCUACUUCCAGUAUGGUCCGGCGACCGCAGCCGGGUAUAGCUUGGCUCAUCAGUACCCCCAGUUGUACCAGUACGCCGCGGCUGGGGUGGGCGCCACGACAGCGGCGGCGGCGACCCUGAACACGGUUGCCGGCGGCCUCCAGCAGUACGCUGGCGCGGUGGCCUUCACUCCCAAUUCUAUUGGCCAAGCAGGCGUGACAAUGUCUAUGACGACAGCUCCAACUCUGUCAGCCCCGACAACGCAGUACCAGCUCAGCAGGCUUAUUCCUUCUCACCUCGCUGCGGCUCCAGAUCAGAAGCCCAGCUUGGCCUAGAAUAACACCAUGCAUGGCUAGCUGCACCUCUCUCGCUCUCUCGUGUCUUUCCAACCAUGCAUGCACCUAUAUAUCAUCAUCUUCUUCGGUUCCUUUGAUACCCGUGUCAGUAGUCACACACAGUCAAUGCAUCAUACAAGUCUUAGCUUCAGGUGAAAGUGAAUUGAUUGCAGUAUAUAUGGUGCACACUGCACACACCAUGCAUGCUGUCUGCACAUACAGCUGAGACUUGACUAACUUGACGCCAAUGCUCACUCUGGGUUGAGUGCAUUCGGCUGACUAACACACAAGCAGGGACCAUGCAUGCCAGAUUGGCAGGUCCAGUUUUCCAUCGCGGCGCCAUUGGCGCACUCCAGCUAAGGUUGACAAUUUCUUAAUUUGUGCUAUAAGUUGUUCUGAAUCAGCUGCUACCUGAUCGAUCUUUUUGCUUCCUCGCUCCCAAUGUCGUCUAGCUCUCGUCUACUACUAGAACGAAAGGAUAUUCUAUUAGCUAGCUAAUUAGUUUAUGCAUGCAUAUAUAUAGGUCACCUGCAGUUAGCAUCCAUCUCUUUAGUCAUUAGGCAUGUAGUUCACAUACAUUACUUUAUUUUUAGGCAUUUCGAGUUUACUUACACAUAUAGCUAGUGUUCUUCCUUGGACUCUUAUGGAAGAGUGCAAGGGGCAAAUCAAGUCUGGUGAUAGAGUCGCUGCUGGUUUUUCAUGUGCAGCGUUACUCAUCUAAUUCUGUCAUCCCUCAAGAUGACAUUUUUCAUGAGCCAUGUGUUGGUCCAUAGAAGUUUGUGGAGACACACACAAAUGGUUUACUGAAUUAGCGGUCAAACAAUCUGUGCUAGUCCAUCCUAUUGUAUACAUGCACUGACUAAUUAUGAGCGCAGCACCCUCAUUUUAGUUAGUUUCUCUCCAUUUUGGUCCUUAAUUAAGUAGUUUUAUUUCCCUUCCACUCCCAUGUCAUCCUGCAUCGGUCAUCUUCACAUUGAUCUUGUCAUCUUCAUCACCAAGCAAGCCAGCCAUGGUAAGGCCCAGUCAAGCUGCUGAUCCAUACAUCAUCGGAUGAACACAAUUGCUGCAACCACCGCCCUUGUGACAGCAGACACGUUAUCGUUACUAUUCGCUAUAGGUAGCGAUUUAUGUAAUAGCUAGCUACUAUGAAAUAUACUAUAUAUUUAGCUUCCUUGUAAGAGGCUAAUAAUGUUACCAUGCUUAUGUACCUCUUAUUAAGCACAACUACAUGAACUCAGCUAUGCCCGCCAUGACAUGGUAUAAAUGGCAAACACUAAUGCCUAGCUUAACUAUUUGCGCUCA